AUGAUCUCCUUUCACAAACAUGAUGCUAGUUUGAGUCGUCAGGAUGCCUUCUUCGGCGACAACCACGACUUCAACCAGACUAUCUUCGACGAGACCCGCUCAUACUGGACCUCUCCCAUCAUCGACGUGAAGCAGGCUGCUAUGUCCCGCCAAGCACGUGUGAACACUUCCAUGGCUACCAAUCCGAAUUAUACCAUGUCGGAGCUGGGCGAUUCUUUCAGCUAUGGUGAGACGGCUGCUUAUAUCAUUGUACUGGGUGACAAGACCACCGGGAUGGUCAAUCGGUCGCUCGUAGAGUAUCUCUUCGAAAAUGAGCGUUUACCGCAGGAGCUUGGAUGGACCCGUGCGACGGAGAAUAUCACGUCUGAUGAUUUGAAUACGAUGUUAAAUAAGAUUAUGAAUGCGACGGGUGGGGAGAGCGAGUUUGACAGGGAGUUGGCGAAGAGGGGCGGGGUGCAUGUUGGGAAGUGGAGAGAGUAGAUGGGCUUUGUUCGAAGUGGGUGGAUUCAGAGUGGGUUAGAUGUUCACUAUAGAAAGUGUAUAUCGGACUGAUUAAUGGGUGGG
Messenger RNA from Aspergillus ibericus CBS 121593, 564 nucleotides. RefSeq lists its product as uncharacterized. The transcript has 3 exons. Gene Ontology annotation, molecular function: peroxidase activity. The record is from RefSeq and is a predicted model, not a curated record. NCBI's taxonomy places the organism in Eukaryota, Fungi, Ascomycota, Eurotiomycetes, Eurotiales, Aspergillaceae. The coding region runs from base 1 to 480 and encodes 159 amino acids.